Messenger RNA from Diospyros lotus (date-plum), 2114 nucleotides. Its product is annotated as auxin response factor 17-like. NCBI's taxonomy places the organism in Eukaryota, Viridiplantae, Streptophyta, Magnoliopsida, Ericales, Ebenaceae. The record is from RefSeq and is a predicted model, not a curated record. Gene Ontology annotation, biological process: regulation of DNA-templated transcription; response to hormone. The transcript has 3 exons. Gene Ontology annotation, cellular component: nucleus. Gene Ontology annotation, molecular function: DNA binding. Bases 118 to 1773 code for a protein of 551 amino acids.
UCACCUUGGUCCCAAAGAGUAAAAGAGAGGAGAGAGAAGCGUGAGUUUAUAAACCCUCCCGAUCACUCGGUUUCACUGUCGUUUCAAUCUUCGAGCGUGUUCUUCAGAAUUCCGGCAAUGCUAGUGGCCAGAGUUGAGUCGCAGGAGGUGGAUCCCGAUGUCUGGAAGGCCUGCGCCGGCGUCGGAAUAACUGUUCCCGAAGUGGGUUCGAAGGUUUACUACUUCCCCCAAGGCCACGCCGAGCAUUGUCACUCUCCCGUCACCUUCAUCUCACCUCUUGUCUUUUCCCGUCCGGUCAUCACCUGUCGCGUCGACUGCGUCUUCAAAUUCGCCAGUUGCUUAACGGACGAAGUCUAUGUUACAUACCAGUUAACUCCGAUCGCACCGACAGGUGGAAUUCACCUGCCGGAGGAGCGUCCAGAUGGCGGCGGCGAGGAGGAGGAGGAGGUGGUGUGGUUCGGGAAGGUACUGACGAUUUCCGACACGAACAUCGGGGGAGUUUUUUCAGUGCCGAGAUUUUGCGCCGAGUCGAUAUUCCCGCCGGUGGACUCCUCGGAGAACCCGCCAGUGCAGACGCUCGCAAUCAAGGACGUGCACAACGUGGUUUGGGAAUUUCGGCACAUCUAUCGGGGCAUGCCACGUCGGCAUUUGCUGACGACUGGCUGGAGCAAGUUCGUGAACAAGAAAAGGUUGACUUAUGGCGACACCGUGCUGUUCAUGAAGAAGCCGACGACGGGGGAGCUUUUCGUCGGGGUGAAGAGGUUGUCGCGGCGAGAAGGUCCCGGCGCCGGAUGGGAAUGGAAUUCUCCUGCGGGGCCGGUGACGGUGUGCUCCAGGAGGGGAGGGACAGGUCGACUGUCGGUGGAGUCGGUGGCGGAAGCGGCCGAGUUGGCGGCGAAAGGGAUGCCGUUUCAGGUGGUUUACUUUCCGAGGGUGGGGUCGUUGGCGUUUGUGGUGGAGGCAGAGAAAGUGGAGAAGUCGCUGACUAUGUUCUGGGCCGCCGGGGUAAGGAUUCAGAUGCCGGUGGAGCAUGAGGAUUGUUCGAAGGUUACAUGGUUUCAGGGAACUGUUUCGAAGCCCUACGUCUCAGAGGCUGGUCCAUGGUUCCCCUCUCCAUGGCGGAUGCUGCAGGUCACAUGGGAUCGAUCUGGUGUUCUACAAAAUGUGAGAGUGAAUCCAUGGGAAGUUAAGCUUGUUCCCCCCAAACCAUCUCUCGAAUACUCCACACCCCGUCCUGCCCGUAAGAAGUUAAGAAGUAUCGCAGCUGAAAAUCCCUUUUCUCCUGGCUCCGGAUCGAGUUCGAGCUCUAGGGCAGGGAACUUGAACACAUCAAUGAUAUUGAAUCAAGCUGAGUCUGCCUCUUCUGGCCUGCGGGGAGCCAAGUUUGACUCCCCAGCAGCGAAUGAAAAUAUCCAUCAGAUGUGCAGUGCCGAAAGCUUUGCCAACUGCAUCAUGGCACCAGAGUCGAAUGCGUUUUCUGUUAAUCUGAUCGUCGCUAGCCCACAACAGUGUGACAGUUUGUCACCCAAUAUCCAGAGCAGGGUGCAUGCAGUUGGAAAUGAGCUAGUUGGAAAACAAGGCGAUUUUGCUUUGUUCCAGUUGUUUGGUAAGAUAAUUUACACCAAAGAUCCUGUGGAGAGUGGCUCAAUUGGUGUUGGUUGUGCACAAGAUGAUGGUAGUCAAAUGUUCAAAGAAACUGAAAGUAAGCCAAAAUCAUUCGAGCUUUCUUCGACUUCCCCUUGCACAGAACAACUUGAUGAGAAAGCCCAGUAAGCCUCAGGUGGUGAAGAGAAGCUGGCUUAAUCUGAAUCCUACAACAGUUGCUAAAACCUUGUAAUUUUCUUUUUGUUUGCUGGGUUUCGAGAUUGGGAACAACUAAUUGUAUUCUAAUCAUGAGAAUAUAUAUAUAUAUAUAGCAACUUUUAGAAGAUGUCUCUCUGAUUGGACAGAGACUAUUCGGGAAUGAAUUGGUGGAAAGAGUUGUAGCUGGUUUGCUUGAAGAUGUGCAGGCUUCAUGUUUCAUCUUUCCUUAAAUGGUAUCAAAGUCUUGUUUCUUCUAGCAUUGAGCAUGGCAGCUGUUGUUAUACAACAAAACAAAAUUUUUGGAUUGGAAU